Messenger RNA from Cavenderia fasciculata, 978 nucleotides. RefSeq lists its product as uncharacterized. Bases 1 to 978 code for a protein of 325 amino acids. The record is from RefSeq and is a predicted model, not a curated record. The transcript is spliced from 3 exons. Lineage: Eukaryota; Evosea; Eumycetozoa; Acytosteliales; Cavenderiaceae.
AUGAAUGAAUACCAAAAUAGUAAGUAUAUGUAUCUAUCUAUCAUCAUGGGCAACUUACUAAGUUGUGCUCCAGAAUAUCCUUCUGAGCCGUUUACAGGCGAUAUGCCAUCCAAACCCAUACCAUUACAGAGUGAAGCUCCAAAGUCGUCUUUGAACAACAAUAGCAAUAGUAGCAAAGAUAGUUAUUAUAAUAGUAAUCCUUCUCUUUCAUCUAUAUCACCAUAUAGUAGUUCUCCUACUACGACAUCUUCAAAUAAACCAACUAAAAGUACUACUCCACAAAAGCAACAACAAUCAACAACAACAACUCCAACUCCAACAACAAAAAAAGAAAAAUAUAUUAAACCAAUUGUAGAUAAGAACCCAACACAUAAAAUGAACUUUAGUGACGAUGAAGAAGAGGAUGAUGAUGAAGAUGAUGGAGACAGCAUGUACAGUGCAGAGGAAUUAAGAAAACAAAAAUUAAAGGAAAAACAACAAUCGUCUGUUACAAAAGCAACAACAACAACAACAACACCAACAAAAGAAGUAGUAGUAGAAAAGAAUGAAACAACAACCCCUGUAGAUUUAUCAAAUGUUUCACUUAGUAAACCAGCCUCUGCUCCAAUGAAAUUAAUGGCCAAGAAACCAUUACCAAAAACAACAACAACUGUUUCAAGUUCACUUCAAACAUCAUCAGUAUCAAUCAAACAACAAAAUAUUGCUCCUCAAAAAUCAAGUAAAUUUGCAAUUGCAGAUGAAACAACCAGCAAUGCAACUACUACAAAUAUUGAUGCAAAUUCAAGUAUGGGUAAUUGGGGAGACGACGAUGAAAUUAAUUUUGGAGAUGAUGAUGAUGAAGAUGUUGGAUCAGAUGAUGAGAGCAACAAUGAAAACAAUGAGAUGGAUGAUAGUGAAUCCAUACAACCACCAAAAAUUACACAACCCAUAAAGAAACCAUCAAUAGUUUGGAACGAUGAUGAUGAUGGAUGGGAAUAA